AUGAAACAUAAACUCUUACUGUCCAAAAAGUACUUAGAAGUAUUUGAGAAGCAAUUCUAACCAAAAAGAAGAAAAAAAAAAAUCCAAAUAGGCAAAUUAACUUAACCAAACAAAAUUCAUCACCAAAUUUUUAAAACUUACCCUAACAAUAUUCAUCUUCACCUUCUCUUUUCAUCAAUUCUUCCUUCUUGACCACCUUCAAUAUAUAGCAUUAAAUAACUUGUCUAUAUAUAUCUAUCCUGACACCACGAGCAUUACAACCACAACUAUACUUGGAGCCAAAAAAGAAAAAAGAAUGUCUCUAAAGAUAAAUAAAAGUGCUCCAUUUUUUCUUCUUAUAAUCUUAACCUUUGUUUUUCUUUCUCCAUGUAAUGCCAAGUACUGCAAAUUUCCAACAAAAAAUAAUAAGUGCGCCAAAGUGCAAGGAAUGUUUGUGUUUGGAAGUUCAUUAGUUGAUAAUGGGAACAACAACUUUCUUGUAAACUCAUUGGCUAAGGCAAAUUACUUACCAUAUGGAGUAGAUUUCCCUUUAUUAGGACCUUCUGGGAGAUUUACUAAUGGCAAGAAUGUAAUUGACCUUCUUUGUGACUAUCUAAAAAUACCAGUUUAUGUUCCAACUUUCAAUGAUCCUUCAACUAAUGGAAGCAAAGUUAUUCAUGGUGUCAACUUUGCUUCUGGUGGUUCUGGCAUUCUUGAUGACACUGGUGUUGUAGCGGGGGAAGUGAUAAGUUUGAAUGAACAAAUAAGAAAUUUUGAGAAUGUGACAUUGCCAGAGUUGGAGGAGCAACUAGGUUGCAAAAGUAAAGAUUCAUUGAAGAAUUAUUUGUUUGUGGUGGGAAGUGGAGGAAAUGAUUACUCAUUCAACUACUUCCUCGGCUUAGCCAACAAAAAUAUUACUAUUCAAGAUUUCACUGCCAAUUUGACCAUAAAACUUUCUCACCAACUCAAGAGGUUGUAUGAUAUGGGAGCUAGGAAAUUUGUGGUGAUGGCAUUAUAUCCCAAUGGGUGCAGCCCAAUGGCCACAUCUAGAAAUCCAAAUAUCACUGGCUGCAUACAAACUUUGAAUAAUGCUGCACUUCUCUUCAACACUAACUUGAAAAGUUUGGUUGAUUCCCUAAGGCUUCAAAUGCAUGGUUCCACACUAGUCUUUGUCAAUGCUUACAAAAUUAUUAUGGAUAUCUUAGAAAAUCCUAUUCCCAAAGGUUUUAGUGAUACCAAGAACCCAUGUUGUGAAGUGGCAACAAUAGCAGAAGGAGGAACAGGAACUUUAUGCAAAAAGGGAGGAAAUAUUUGUUCAAAGAGAAAUGACUAUGUCUUUUUUGAUGGAUUGCAUCCAACUGAAGCAGUGAACAUUGUGCUGGCUAACAAGGCUUUUUCUUCCCAUCUCAAAGCUGAAGUCUACCCUAUAAAUGUUAAACACCUGUCAAAAGUUUAAUACACUAGUUUUGCAUGUGUAUCUCGAGUCAUGAAAUACACGAAUUUAUAAAAAAUAUCAAUUAUUUUAAUAAAUACUAUGAAUAAACAAUUAUACCUGAGAAAAUAAAGUAUAAGUUUUAUAUGAAUGAUAUAGCUUCCAUCCGGACCACUUUACCUGUUGUUUUUAAUAAAAAUAGAUGGUACAAAAUAAUUGUUAUUUUAAUAAACCUACGAUAUGAUUGAGUAGAUUCCUUUCCUUAGUAAUAUUUUCUCCGUUUCAUAUUAUUUGUCCCCCAUACUAAAAUAA
Capsicum annuum is the source of this 1723-nucleotide messenger RNA. Its product is annotated as GDSL esterase/lipase At1g29670. Bases 296 to 1435 code for a protein of 379 amino acids. Gene Ontology annotation, molecular function: hydrolase activity, acting on ester bonds. The record is from RefSeq and is a predicted model, not a curated record. Lineage: Eukaryota; Viridiplantae; Streptophyta; Magnoliopsida; Solanales; Solanaceae. The transcript is spliced from 4 exons.